Molecule: messenger RNA, 1510 nt
Organism: Eufriesea mexicana
Lineage: Eukaryota; Metazoa; Arthropoda; Insecta; Hymenoptera; Apidae
Gene: ZnT63C
Product: solute carrier family 30 member 1
Exons: 8
Coding region: 120-1424 (434 amino acids)
Biological process (GO): intracellular zinc ion homeostasis; zinc ion transmembrane transport; detoxification of zinc ion
Cellular component (GO): membrane
Molecular function (GO): zinc ion transmembrane transporter activity
Source: RefSeq, a predicted model, not a curated record
GUGUUUGUGAAUACACAUCAAUACUGUGUAACAUUAUAAACAGUUCGUGUUACUCGAUGCAAUUUUGAUACAUUAUAGCAAGAAUUGUAAUACUUUAUUAUAAAUGUACAAACGUCACUAUGGGUCGUUACACAGGAAAGAAAUGUCGUUUAUUAACGAUGUUAUGGCUCACUGCGCUAUUUUUCUUAGUAGAAAUAGUAGUGGGCUAUGUAACUAACUGUAUGGCUUUAAUAGCUGACAGUUUCCAUAUGUUAUCCGAUGUGGUAGCUUUGGCUGUUGCAUUUCUUUCUGUAAAGAUGUCACCAAAGAAAUGGUCCAAGAAUACGUUUGGUUGGGCCAGAGCUGAAGUUUUAGGAGCUUUGGUAAACGCCGUUUUUUUAGUCGCAUUGUGUUUCGGUAUUACCGUGGAAGCGUGUAAAAGAUUUAUCGAAGUAGAAGAAAUACACGAAGCAAAAUUGCUUGUGGCGAUUGGAGCACUUGGCUUACUAGUGAAUGUUAUCGGACUGUGUUUGUUUCAUGAUCAUAGAAGUUCUCACGCACAUUCACAUGGCAUAUCUCGAAGUCAUAACCGAUUGAGUGCUCUAGUAGGAACGGAUGACAAUGAAAAUAAUGAAACUUAUAGGCCAUCUACGCCUCAAGUGAAGAGGACAUAUGGUCACACACAUGAUGCAAGCCAAAUGAAUAUGCGCGGUGUAUUUCUUCAUGUGUUCUCGGAUGCACUAGGAUCUGUGAUUGUAAUAGUAUCUGCUUUAAUUGUUUGGUUGACGAAGUGGGAAUACAGAUUUUACAUUGAUCCAGCUCUCUCGCUUUUAUUAGUUAUUCUUAUUCUACGAUCAGUAUGGCCAUUACUACAAGAAUCAGCGCUAAUUUUACUACAGACUGUACCUACACAUAUCCAGGUCGAUGUCAUUCAACAGCGUCUGCUAGAAAACGUUGAUGGUGUUUUGGCUGUACAUGAAUUUCACGUAUGGCAAUUAGCUGGUGAUCGGAUUAUUGCUUCCGCACAUAUAAGAUGCAGAAACUUGUCAGAAUAUAUGAAAAUUGCAGAGCAAGUGAAAGAAUUUUUUCAUAACGAGGGUAUACAUUCUACAACGAUACAGCCAGAAUUUAUUGAUUAUCGCUCUAACAGUGACGUUAAGGAAACAACAACGGAAGAUUGUGUAUUGGAUUGUCCAAAGACUGACAAGCCUUGCAAUCAUGCAACAUGCUGUGGCCCUUCUAAACAAGGUCGUGAAACUCCUUCACCAGAGGAAACACCAUACUUGUGCAGACAACGUAACAGCCUUGUACGUUCCACUGGUUCAAUGGGUGGGGCCGAACAACAGGAAUUAAAUGAAAUGGAACGCGGACAUUUGUUAUCACUACCCGCUUCGCAUCUUUCCGUCCAACUUCCACAUUCUCAUGUUAAUACAUCGGUUGUCUAAGUUAUCAUCGUAUUAUCGAAUAUCUACCUCUGUAACACAAUCUGCGGCGCAUUACAAUGUUAUUAUAAAAAUUCAAUAAAGUAAUA